ACUAACCUGAACUGCAGAACCAACAGUCAUAGAUUUGUAAAGUAAAGCUGUCACACAUCACAAGGGAUGCAGACAAGCUUCAGAGCAUUAAACACACACUGUGUCUGUCUUUACAGAAUGAAGACCAUUCUCAGCAGUCAGACCGUCGACAUCCCCGACAAUGUCGAGGUGAGGUUGAAGGGGCGGACAGUGAUAGUCAAGGGGCCCCGUGGGAAACUCGUCAGGGAGUUCAACCACAUCAACCUGGAGCUCAGUCUGCUGGGCAAGAAACAGAAGAAGCUUCGUGUGGAUAAAUGGUGGGGAAACAGGAAGGAGCUGGCCACAGUCCGCACCAUCUGCAGCCACGUCCAGAACAUGAUUAAAGGAGUCACUUUGGGUUUCCGGUACAAAAUGCGUUCCGUGUACGCCCAUUUCCCCAUCAACGUCGUCAUUCAGGAGAGUGGAACUCUGGUGGAGAUCAGGAACUUCCUGGGAGAGAAGUACAUCCGCCGUGUCCGAAUGAGGGCUGGUGUGAACUGUGCUGUCUCAGCUGCCCAGAAGGACGAGCUGGUGCUGGAGGGUAACGACAUUGAGCUGGUGUCAAACUCAGCUGCUCUGAUCCAACAGGCCACCACAGUCAAAAAUAAGGAUAUCAGAAAGUUCUUGGACGGUAUUUACGUGUCUGAGAAAGGAACAGUAGUGGAGCCACCUCAGUAAAAGUUACAUCUGCACUUGUCGAGCAGCCUUGAUCCAACAGGCCACCACGGUCAGAAAGAAGGACAUCAGGAAGUUCCUGGACGGCAUCUACGUCAGCGAGAAGACCACUGUGGUGGAGCAAAAGACCGAAUAAUUGUUCACCGUGUCCUGUUAUGACCAAUAAAACUACCAUCUUUUCCAAUCAA
Molecule: messenger RNA, 881 nt
Organism: Epinephelus fuscoguttatus (brown-marbled grouper)
Lineage: Eukaryota; Metazoa; Chordata; Actinopteri; Perciformes; Serranidae
Gene: rpl9
Product: ribosomal protein L9
Exons: 7
Coding region: 67-696 (209 amino acids)
Biological process (GO): cytoplasmic translation
Cellular component (GO): ribosome; cytosolic large ribosomal subunit
Molecular function (GO): rRNA binding; structural constituent of ribosome
Source: RefSeq, a predicted model, not a curated record